AUGAUGUUGGUGGUUCUUGGGGAUUUGGCGGUGGAAUAUAAGGAGCACUACGUACGGAAGGGUGAGGCCUGGAGUGUGGAAUGUCAGUUGACAGAACGAGAAAACCAAAGUAACGAAAUUGAUCAGGCCUGGUUCUUCGAACUAACCGACGAAAACAACAACUAUAACAAUUAUACAAACCAAAACAUUUUAGAUAUUAAAGACUCGGUGUUACAGGUGAGCUUUAAUCACGGAGAGCCGCCGAAUUUGAAGCUGGUGAUAACAAAAAUUGACUACAACCAUGUUGGAUUCUACUACUGCAGAACUAACAAAAAAACGACCACUAACGAGCUCAUCCUAAUAAUUAGUUCGAAAAUUGAGCUAGCCAAAGCCGAAGAUGAAAGCGACGGCAUUAAACUAGACAUGCAAGUCACAUACAAGAGGUACGAAAGACGUAAUGAUCAGAAUUGUCCAGUAUUUUCCUGUGAUUUGAAACCGCUCAGAAGCAGUUCUUGUAGAAGUAGACAAGGGAGAGAAAUUUGCUCCGUUCAAAAUUUCUACGGCCAAAAUGAACGCCACCCACGUACUUGUGAAAUCGGAUUCAACAACUUCGACCAUGUCAUAUUGGAUAAAAAGAAAUUCAGUAGGUGGUUCUUCAUAGAGCUGAAGACUUUAUAA
Molecule: messenger RNA, 657 nt
Organism: Helobdella robusta
Lineage: Eukaryota; Metazoa; Annelida; Clitellata; Rhynchobdellida; Glossiphoniidae
Exons: 4
Coding region: 1-657 (218 amino acids)
Source: RefSeq, a predicted model, not a curated record